CGGCAAAUUCGUUCACGCUAUUCGUAGCCAGACUUGACGUUUUUAGUCUAGAUAGAACAAGCUAGUCAUGUCUGAAAAGGAGCUUGGAAAGAAGUUGGACCAAUGCAUUGCAGAUAGCGUGGUCAAACUUGGUGCUGGUCUGGGCCUUGGAAUCGUAUUUUCAGUCGUAUUCUUCAAACGACACACAUGGCCAAUUGCAUUUGGAUUAGGAGGGGGCCUUGGCAUGGCCUAUUCAAACUGCCAAAAUGAUUUGAGAUCCCAAUAUCUACAACACAGAACCAAGGAGCAGUAACGACAUGUCAACAAGCACCGUCGUCUUUUCUCUCAAGUUAUGUGGUGGCCAUCUCUUGCACUCUUCUUUAUUUAGGCUGUGUCUGUUAACUGAACUUUAAUUUGAACUUAAUUAUGAUGUGUAUAUGCCCUAAUCAAACUGAAUCAGUUUUUAUUUAAUAAAACAUAAAAUCAUGAA
Hypomesus transpacificus is the source of this 469-nucleotide messenger RNA. It is a transcript of the gene micos10, whose product is annotated as mitochondrial contact site and cristae organizing system subunit 10. The record is from RefSeq and is a predicted model, not a curated record. The coding region runs from base 68 to 292 and encodes 74 amino acids. NCBI's taxonomy places the organism in Eukaryota, Metazoa, Chordata, Actinopteri, Osmeriformes, Osmeridae. Gene Ontology annotation, cellular component: mitochondrion; mitochondrial inner membrane; MICOS complex. The transcript is spliced from 4 exons.